Messenger RNA from Beta vulgaris subsp. vulgaris (sugar beet), 1768 nucleotides. RefSeq lists its product as uncharacterized. The record is from RefSeq and is a predicted model, not a curated record. Lineage: Eukaryota; Viridiplantae; Streptophyta; Magnoliopsida; Caryophyllales; Amaranthaceae. Bases 86 to 1390 code for a protein of 434 amino acids. Gene Ontology annotation, biological process: transmembrane transport. The transcript has 14 exons. Gene Ontology annotation, molecular function: transmembrane transporter activity.
GGUUAUAAUCGUUUUAGUUACCAUCUCUCUUUUGUGUCUCUAUAACAUAUCAUAACGUAAAGAGAGAAAGGGAAAGAAAAGAGAGAUGGAGAAGCUUAGAUGCUUAACCCACCUCUUUGUGACGGUGUUCUUGGCGGCGUUUUCUGGCUACGUCGUGAUGCCGGCAAUAACGGAUGUUACAAUGGAAGCACUUUGUCCUGGCAAAGAUGAAUGUUCUCUUGCAAUUUAUCUCUCUGGUUUUCAACAGGCUGUAUCAGGAAUAGGAUCAGUAGUGAUGACUCCAUUGCUAGGUAAUUUAUCAGACAUGUAUGGCAGAAAAGCACUCCUGACACUUCCUUUGACACUCUAUAUCCUUCCGCACGUGGUAUUGGCAUAUAGCAGGGAAAGAAGCUUCUUUUACGCCUACUACGUGCUAAAGACAGUGGCAUCCAUGAUAUGCGAGGGCACUAUAAAUUGCCUUUCUCUUGCUUACGUAGCAGACAAAAUUCCACAGGGAAAACGAGCAUCAGCAUUUGGUGUACUUGCAGGGGUUACUUCUGCUGCAUUUGUCUGUGGUACAUUAACAGCGAGGUUUCUUCCUACAGCACAAACAUUCCAGGCUGCUGCAGUUUCAAGCAUGGCUGCUGCAGCUUACAUGAGAAUUUUCCUAAAAGAAACAACGCCAGAAACCGAUGCUUCAACUCAGCCACUCCUGAAAUCAGAACCAAGUAGUUCUUCAGAUGAAAAUUUGUCAAAGAAAGUUCAAAUUUUCAAGAAAAUCCCGAACUUUCAUGAUGUCAAGAGCUUACUAGGAAGCAGCAAAAUAUUCUCACAGGUCGCAGUUAUGGUGUUAUUCCAUAGCCUCGCUGAAGGUGGUCUGCAUGCCUCAUUAAUGUACUUCCUGAAAGCAGAGUUUCACUUCAGCAAGAACCAGUUUGCAAACCUAAUGCUGAUAGUUGGUGUUGCUGGAAUGGUCUCACAGCUAGUUUUGAUGCCCAUGCUGCUGUCAGUAACAGGGGAGGAGUGGUUGCUAAGGAUUGGGCUCUUAGUGGCCAGCACGAAUAUGAUUCUUAACAGCAUUGCUUGGAAUGUAUGGGUCAUCUAUGCAGUAGCCGGCUUAUCAGUCUUCGUCAUCUUCACAACUCCAUGCAUGCGAAGCAUUGCUUCCAAACAAGUAGGAGCCUGUGAGCAGGGUAAGGCUCAAGGAUGCAUCUCGGGGAUAGGUUCAUUUGCCAAUAUCAUUUCUCCAUUGGUUUUCAGCCCUCUAACUGCUAUGUUCCUCUCAGAUAAAGCACCAUUCCAUUACCCCGGUUUCAGUCUGUUGUGUAUUGCACUUUGCACGGCAAUAGCUUUCAUUCAAAGUCUAAUGAUAAGAGCAGCUCCUCAAAUUCCAGGCAACAUCAUAGCCUAGGCCUAAUUUUGAAAAGCUCUAGUGAGAGCAUAUAUUCUUCCACUAUCUAUUUCAUCUUGCGUGUACAGAGGGUAUCUCACAUUUGAAAAGCCAAAUAUAUAAUGAGAUAUACUGCCAACAUUGCUGCAGUCCAGUAUGAAGAAUCAAGCCAGAAGCCAUCAACAAGGCCUGUACUAUAAGACCUCCGUCCUCCUGUACUAUAAGACCUUGCCAGUUUCUAUGUACAUAUAGUAAGCAUCAUAUAAAAAGCCUCCAAAUUAGCUCAUCUAUGUGUAUCAAGAUAUGAAAUCAAAAGCACCUCAACAAGCACAAUGGCUGAUUUUCAUCCACCCUUGUAUUUACAUAUAUGCAGUCCAUGCACAAGCGUUUUUAACUUUU